AUGCAAAACGGAUUUCAGUGGGACCGCACUGUCCAAGCUGUAGCCGUGCUCACCUCACUCCUCAUCGAACGCGCAGAACGCCGGCAGGAAGAGCUCUUCCUUAUAUCCAAGGAUUGCUUAAAAUGCUUCGAUCGCAUCCUAGGCUGGGUCAUGGAGCGACGCGGCAAACAAGGAAAGAUGACGAAGGUGUCGAAGCGCAUAUGGGUGCCGCGUGGCGGGCCCGCGGGUCGGCCUGUGGCAAGUGAAAAUCCGGUCAUCCGGCCGGACGGUGAAGAGAAAAAAGAACAAACGGACGACCCGAGCAAGUUGCCGGUUCCGCGUGAAGACCCUCGAAUGGGUCGAGAAGAGACGCGUACGGACGGUGUUGAAGUGAAGACCCGGUGGAAAGUCCUGCGGUCGGUGAAGAAUUUGUGCGAGAAGACUCGACGGUGUGAAAAGCCCGCGGGGAUGCAGGCUCAGGGUGAAGUUCAGCGUUCAGAGAAGGAACACAGGGUAGGUAAACUUGACCACGCGACAGUCGGAUUGGCAGAAUUGCUGAUUUCGCGGACGAUACUGGCGGGAUUGCCAGUUCCGCGUGGCGCGACGAAGGAUGGCGACACUGUGGAGUUACAGCGAGCGACGUGGCCAGAGUUGCCCGUCCCGUGUGACGACGCGAUCGGUGAGCUUGUGUUCGUCGAUUUUGACACGACACUCGACCCAGUCGUAGAGGGACGGAUGGAGUCUGUUGUGUGCGGAAGUGCAUCCGAGGCCUUGAGCAAACUGGUCGGCAUUCCUGACGCCCACGAUGAUGUGGUAGGAUAUCGUACGGACCUUACGGCAGCUGUGGAGACUGUGUUCGCUCCGUACGGGAUUGCCAAAGUCCCUCCGAAUCAACUGGAAGUCGUUGUAGAGCCCGUGUUCACUCCAACCCAGAUAGAAAACAUCAUCACAGGCGAUUUUCCGGGAAUCGUCAAGGCUGUCGUGGCUACGGUGGGUUUUCGUCCACAGCCCACGAAACAAGUUUGGUUCUACGGCCGAGCGGCGUACGUAUUUGAAGCGCUCGGGGUUACGGCGUCGAUAACGUUGACGGAUUUGGAGUCUACGAGACGCCCUGGCGAAGUUUGGCGUCUCAACUGGCAUUUUUUCUCGCUUCGACGUGAAUUGACUCGGCUGGCGUUUCACCACCUAGUCCACUUCGCAGAGAAGGCGUCGUCGUGUGUGUCCGCGAUGCAGCGUCAUACAGUAGGCAUACGCUGGUGUGCUCGUGAGUUGUACGCGGUGAAGGAAGACGACGUGGUGGUUCCGAAACGGUUGAUCUACCACGUGGGUAGUGACAACUUGGUGCCCCUUAAGGUUGUUUCGCUCAAUUGCGCGAAGAUGUCCGCAUUGAUCGAUAGCGGGGCGUCGAGACCGUUGGUACGACUGAAGACGGCGGAACGUCCCCCGAUUUUGGCGUACCCAGACUUCGAGCUUCCGUUCAUCGUGUAUGUGGACGGGUGCUCCAUUGCCGUUGGAACCGUCUGGAUGCAGAAGCAGAACGGCCGAGAGCGGGCGAUUGCUUACGCUAGCCAGGUGGUUGAACCAAACCCAGAAACCGUUGGCUUGGUCCCAUUCAGCGUUGGCUUGGUUGUCCAAGUCUGGAUCAAACUCAACCAACGCUACGCUGGCUCGUUGGGUCUCCCACUUGCAGAGUUUACGUUCACUGUGACGCAUCGACCGGGAGUAAGCAUAGGAACCGACGGGUGCGGACUGUACGGAGUUGGCAACAGUUGCUACUCGUGUCAAGCCGAACUGACCGUAUCGGACGAGACAGCGGAUACGAUGCGCACGGCGCCAACAGAUACGGACCCGGAAGAAACGCUUAUGGAGCGUAUGGGGUUGGACGUUUUAAGUCCGGAAGUUACGGCAACGGGCCGGCGACAUACGGAGCAGUACGGCCGGGGCUUAUUACGUACGGAAAGAGCUACGGGAAUUCCCUUGGACAACUCGUACAAUGUGCCUUCCGAUCUUCUCACGGAAGAACAAGCCAAGGAUACGUUCAUACGGGUAAUAAAGGCGUACCUGUUGGAGGAAGCCGUUCCGUUUGAUCGAGACGCGAUCAAACCAUCGCGAGUGGGCUACUGGAAAGGGUGGCGCGAAGAUGUGGCAGAGUAUUGUCGGCUGUGCGUUCACUGCGGUGCUUCUAAAGGGUCCACACCGUGGAGAAACGGAAAGCUCCAGCGCAUGCCGGUGUACAGAUUGAAGGGUCCGUUCAGCAUGGUGGUUGUUGACGCGUUGGGUCCGUUCCCUCCGACUGCGAAUGGGAACAAGUUUGUCCAGAUAAUCGUCGCCUACUUCACACGCUGGCCGCGAGGGCGUGUGCAGAUACGGGAUGUGUACUUACCUCGCCUGUUGUUCGCGUAUCGUACGGCCUACCAGUCGACGCUCGGCGUCUUUCCGGUUUUCUGUUUGUUUGGACUCGACCCGAUCCAGCCGUUGGACAUCGUGUUUACAAAUCAGGACACACCAUGGAAGUUGGAUGACCUUCCUCAGUGGCGAUGGAAGCAGUUUGCAUGCGACGGACGAACAAAGCAAGCGGAUUAUCAACCUGCGGACUCCGUAUGGUUGCAUCAGUACUUUCGCAAGUCAACGGAUGAGAACGAUAAACCCAUCAAGAAGCUCGCUUGCUAUUGGUACGGUCCGUACCGUAUCCAUUCUCGUCAAGGUGAGAAUACGUUCCGUAUCUACCUUCCAUCUCAUCCGGACUGGGUGGUGCCCAUCAACGUGGACCGAUUGAACAAAUUCCACGGGUAUUGGUCUCGUGCGAAGGAUGUCGACAUACCAGAACGGUUGCUGCGCCGCACGCCAUCGGAUAACGACCGGAGCCCAGCGUUCGACGAGGGCGAUCAGAACGACGCGUGGCUUGCCUCUGAGUUGUUGCCGGAAAGCAGCUUUGCAGGGCGAGUCGAUUCCCUGACGGAGACUUAG
Molecule: messenger RNA, 2946 nt
Organism: Aphanomyces astaci
Lineage: Eukaryota; Oomycota; Saprolegniomycetes; Saprolegniales; Verrucalvaceae
Exons: 17
Coding region: 1-2946 (981 amino acids)
Source: RefSeq, a predicted model, not a curated record